AUUGCUUUCUAACCAGUAGCAACAGAAUUCUCGUUGACGACGUUGUGUUCACUAUACAUUUUCAAAAUGAUGUCUGCACCGAAGAAUAUCAAUUUCAAAGAUGAUAAAAAAAGAUCAGACACCUCGCCUCUAGGAAGUCCACCAGAUAUCCCGAAGCUGAUGCCUGGUGGAAACUACAUAAAAAUAGGAAGAGACUCAGCACACAGCACUUGCUUGUUGUUCGCUCCUCCAGCAGAAGAAGUCGGAGUUCUAGCGAAAUAUUUGCAAAUCUUCGAGAAACAUGGCGUCAACCUGUUGCACAUCGAAUCCAGACCGUCGGACAAGAUGCCGGAAAACUAUGAGUUCAUGGUCGAAUGUGCCCCGUCUGGCAACAUCGGAGGUGCCCUCUAUGACGUCAAAGAAAGAAGUGAAUAUCUGAAGAUCAUCUCGAGGGAUUAUAAAGAUAAUAAAGACUCUGUUCCUUGGUUUCCGAGGCGUAUCAGAGACUUGGACCGUUUUGCUAACCAAAUUCUGUCCUAUGGAGCUGAAUUGGACUCAGAUCACCCUGGAUUCACCGAUCCUGUAUACAGAGCACGCAGGAAAUACUUUGCCGAUAUUGCUUACAACUAUAGGCACGGGCAGAAACUUCCACAUGUGGAAUAUACUCAAGAAGAGACGGAAACAUGGGGAAAAGUUUUCAGACAGCUAACAACCUUGUACCCAACCCACGCUUGUAAAGAACAUAACCACGUAUUUCCUCUUCUAGUAGAAAACUGUGGCUACAGGGAAGACAACAUUCCACAACUUGAGGAUAUUUCAAAUUUCUUGAAAGAUUGCACGGGUUUCAUGAUCAGACCAGUAGCGGGGCUGCUAUCGUCUAGAGACUUUCUGGCAGGCCUAGCCUUCAGGGUGUUUCAUUCCACCCAGUACAUCAGGCAUCCGAGCAAACCGUUCUACACUCCGGAACCCGAUGUAUGCCAUGAACUUCUAGGUCACGUGCCGCUCUUUGCCGAUCCGGAGUUUGCGCAAUUCUCGCAAGAAAUCGGCUUGGCAUCUCUAGGGGCGCCUGACGAUUUCAUAGAAAAGUUGGCUACCUGUUUUUGGUUUACCGUCGAGUUUGGUUUGUGUCGGGAGAAUGGACAUUUAAAGGCGUAUGGAGCCGGUCUCUUAUCCAGUUUUGGAGAAUUGCAGUAUUCUCUCAGCGACCAACCAGAAGUCAGGCCAUUCGAUCCGGUCAAAACGUCCGUUCAAAAAUAUCCAAUCACUCAGUACCAACCACUCUACUACGUUGCUGAGAGUUUUGAGGAUUCCAAAGAAAAGAUGAUAAAAUUUGCUGCUACAAUCCCCAGAUCGUUCGGUGUUAGAUACAACGCUUACACUCAAAGUAUUGAGGUGUUAGAUUCUAAACCCCAGAUCCAGAGGCUAGUCAACAACAUAACUGCAGAAAUGUCUGUACUGGUGGACGCUUUGAAGAAAGUUUGAAAAUCUCGCUCGAUAGUACAACCUACACUAUUUAUAGGAUCGUUUUAUAGUGAAUAGUAUUAUUAUGAUUAUUAUUCAAGCAAGUAACUAUUUGUAUAGAUUCAAAUUAUCGUUACUAUUAUUAAUGCUGUGAUUUAUAUAUUAGUAGGUAUAUUUUAAUAAAAUGUUUAGGUAGAAGUGAUCUUUACUAU
Messenger RNA from Phaedon cochleariae (mustard beetle), 1652 nucleotides. NCBI's taxonomy places the organism in Eukaryota, Metazoa, Arthropoda, Insecta, Coleoptera, Chrysomelidae. The record is from the annotation of a GenBank genome assembly.